This is a messenger RNA of Rattus norvegicus (Norway rat), 8048 nucleotides long. Lineage: Eukaryota; Metazoa; Chordata; Mammalia; Rodentia; Muridae. The record is from RefSeq and is a predicted model, not a curated record.
CCCGCCGCUCUCUUUUUCCCUCCUCCCGCAGGGUGCUUCAUCUCCACCUAAUGGCAGGCGACGCAGAAUUGCACAUCUGUCUUGUCGGGAAUUAGUUAAUUGAAUCAGGCGGCCGGAGCUGCCGCAGCGACCUCGGGCCUGGCCCCUGGGAGGGGGGCUGGGCAAGGUGGGGGGAGGCUCAGACUGGAGGGCCGCUUAGGGGGCUCACACCUAGGCUGGUGCGGGAGACGCAGUGAUGUGUGAAUGUAGGUCAAUGUCCCACUCAACCUUCCCUUCCCCCUGCACCGUGAGGACCUGGGACCAGAGGCCCCCAAGGGCUGGUUAAAAACCAGGCUCCAAGAACCAGGGCUGGAGACACAAAACUGUGCCCCUGCCAGAGGACCCACUGCUGACACACCUCUGUAGGAGCCAUUCUUGUUGACACCAUUUCCCUCCUCCCGCAAAGAGCAGAGAAGCCAAAAAGCACAGCUAAUUUCCCAAUCUGGGAAGUGGGUUAUCUUUCCCUCCCCUAUGACCACCUCCAGCCAACCUCAGAGAAUUUAUCCCUAAACAUUGGGGUCGGGUAAUUGCCCCUCUGCCUGAAGUUGGUCUUGGCUGCUGUUCAUAACUGUAUGGAACUGAUCUUAAGAGCCAGAGAGCCCGAGUGGGAUGGGACAAACCGGGGUUGCUUCUUUGAAGAGGCCCCAGCACCCAGGGGCUCCUGCCCACACUUCAGCUCAUUCCACCAGGGUCUAGGGCUUACCAGCUGGUCCUCUUUUGUUCAGUCCCCACCUUUGGGUACCCCUUACCAUUUCAGAUUCUUAGCUAAAUGAUUGAUCCUUGAGCAAUAGCCUCCCCGUUUCACAGAUGGGAAAGCAGAGGUUCAAGGAGGGUAAGUGGCUGACCAAAGACCUCGACAGCUACAAUCCGCCCUGGCCUGGAUUUGAACUCAAAUGCUCUGGCCUUUAAUGUCAGUCACUCUGCUGCUCUGCCUCCCCCUCUAAGGACCACUUUGUUGCUAGGAGACAGCAAACUGGUGGUUACUAUGGGAACUAGGCUGAUGGGGAAGGUGGAAAGAGUUGGUGUCCAGAUAGCAACAGAAAGGCUCCAGGUGGACUUCCUGGCUUCUUCCCCACUCCUCACACGGGGGCAAACUUGGGCUUUCAGCUCUGGGCUCUGGGCCCUAGUUCCUGGGGGUGCAGGGAGCAGGUUCUAAGCAGUGAGAUAAAAAGGACGCAUAGUUGCACUGGACAGUGUGUUGCAGACUAAGAACCCUACGUGAGGAUGUGAACCCUCAGAUGCAGCAGGACGAGGAACAGCGCAGAGGCUUCACUCUGGAUGACAAACGAGGGGGGGAGAGGCCUGCCCUGCCUGGACGCUCGGUCCUACAGUGUCUGUAUAACCAAUGUGAACCCCGGAGCAAGUCUCAGCAAGUACCAUUUCUCUCCUUAGAGGAGUCUCCUAGUGGUUCCCGUCCAGACCUGGGAAAGUAUCCAACUCUCUGUGCCUCAAUAUACUGGUCUGUUAAAUGGGCCUCCUAGGAAACUCAGUGAAGUAAGCAAUACAAAUAAAUGCCUUAUGAGGUCACAGAGGUCACCCAGAAUCCCAACCCUCUGCUUUGAUGCCCUCAGUCUGUUCUCUACACUUGCCGAAGCACAUUUGUGCAGGAGAGCCAAAGCUAUGAGCCUCCCUGAGUGGGGAUGGUCAGGCAGAACUAAAAAGGCCAAGAGGAAACACAGAAAAUGUGUCCAACUACUCAGGAAGCUGACCCUGCAGAGCUACACUUGACCCGGAAGAAGGUGAUUUGGGGACGGAGGUCCAGUGUUGGGGUACUGGAGCGCAGAAAAGCAGUUCGAGAUCUCAAAACAGAGAUGCCCCUUCUGCUGCAUAGUUCUGUACCUUGAGGCGUCACUACCCAGAAUUUCCCGGCCCUCAUGAGGCCUGCAUCUCUCGCAACGAGCCACCAGGAGGCGCCCCGCGCCUACAAAUCCUCCUCAGGGCCGCCUACGUGAGGAAGUGUUUCCCUGACCGCAGCCAGGCUUCCACAGCUGAGCAGGCUACAGUGUGGCCAAGGUCCCGCCACUGAGCCUGCCACCAAUGCUUCUCCGGCUCCCACCAAGGCCAAGUUUCUGCUCUUUUCCUGAGUCCCCACCUGCGAAUGUCUCAGCCUCAUUGCAAGCACAGCGACCAUUGCUGGUCAGGGUCUGGUUUGGUCUGUUCUCAUCACGGCCACAGCUCCUUAGUCUCAGUCCAUCCCAGGUUUCUAUGCAGCAAAUGUUACUGCUGCUUUGUUCAGACUCAUCCUGUGCGUUAACGCUUAGGCCUGGGCCACCGGGGCGGGAGGUCAGAGCCUGCAAGAGAACAGUCACUGCCUACCGGGACUUCUCCUGGCUUCCUUAAUCGUGGGUAGAGGCUCCACUUGGAAACCACCAGCGGCAAACAGCUCCUGAAUUUUUUUGAUUACAUUUUUAGUUAUGUUUUGUUUGUUUGUUGUCUGUGAACUUAUGUCACAUCAAGUGUGUGCAGGUCAGAGGACAACUUGCAGGUGUCAAUUCUUCCCUUCAACCAUGUGGGUCUCUGGGAUUGAACGCUGGCCCUUAGGCUUAGACACAGUUACCCACUCAGUCGUUUAUCCAGCCUUCAAAAGUAUAGUAUUUUUAAAUACUUGUAAGCUGGAGAUGGUGGUACAGAUGUACAGUCCUGCUAUUUGCUGUCUGAGAUGGUGCCUGUGUAGCCAGCACCUUCAUGGGGGUUUUGCAUAGGGAACAUUGUUGAUCUCUCAACAGCCCAGUGACAGAGGUCUGGGCUUGACUCCAUUGAAAAAGAUGUCCCUCAGGCUGGAGGGACCUUAAGUGAUUUGCUGAUGAGCUGAACAGCUGACCAGGUCCUCCAUGCCCCCUUACCUCCUCCUGAGACCUUCUCUUUAUAACCCCCUCCCACACAUAGGCACUCAGGACCCCCAAUAGCCAGAUCUAUUCCAGCUCCCAGCUCAGAGUAGGCUCCUCUGCAUCUUCGAUGGUGAGCUAGGCUGGGGCUGGCUUUAGUUGUAGGGCCAGAUCCUCCCUGUACAGUGGCCCUGGAGAGAACCACACUGACCCUAGCGGUUGGAAGCACAGUUGCUAGAUCCCCUUCCCGGAGGCCCUGCAUCUGCUGGCUCUGUGCCUGGAAUGCCACUCUGUUCCCAGGGGCUCCUCAUGGCGGCUGCCAGCCUCCCUCCCUGUCUCCCAUUAAUCAUGUGUGCAGGAUUUAUAUUCUCCAGCAAUUUAUUUCAGUAAAUGCAAUCUGGGUGUGCCUGCAGGUGGGCAGGAUGCUCCACUGCUGCUGGAGUCACGCAGCCUGGCUUUAUUGUCAGGGUAAUGGGCAUGACUCAAAAGCCAGCACCCUCAAGGAAGAUGCCAGGCCUAGCCAGGCCCUGGAGCAGAACACCGGGGACCCAGGGACCAGCCCUCCCCAACGUGGACUUGACAACCCCAAGGGUCCUGCUCCGUCAUCUUUUCUCAAAUGACUUAAGAAUUGGGGGUAGGAAGGAGACUGCAGUCUCAAUCCUCAACUUGACAGUUCAAGGUCCAGAUUGGGGAGAUACAGGGGUGGGGGUCUAGUUUCCUGACCCAGGCCCUCCUCUGAGUUGCUACCCCUCAAGUGUGCAAGACUCAUCUUGGAGGGACCAUAACCCCACUUCAACUUUCUGAGUCCUCUUGUGCCCUUUCAUCUCCCUCUGUCUCUUUCUGGUCACUGGGUGUGGCAGCCUAAGGCUAGGCAGAAACAGCCUGAGGUCAUGUAGGAGCUAGGCUACCAGGUCUUGGAGUCAGUCCUCCCACUUAUCCGCCCAUUUACAGGCUCUGAAACAGUGAGAAGAGGCAGGGGCUACAGCAGCAGGGUCUGGCCCUCUGUAGCCCUCUCCAUCCAACACCCCAGAUUCCUUCCGUUCCAGGUCAACCCUUCUUGGAAGCACCCUCAUGGACAUGCCCAUCGACUUGCCUCUAAGGUGAUCCUAGUUCCUGUCAAGUUGACGGUUGGACAGUGAACUACGGAGAUCUGCGCAUGGUGGUCUUGUGGCUGGCUAAGGCUUCAAGUUUGAGGCCAGCCUUGGCAAGAAGGGAAGGGAGAUGUAGGGUCUGCUUAGCCCCACCCCCCCCACCCCAGCCCUUCUGGCAGAUUCCAGUACAACCCUGCUUCUCAAUCCACGGAUCUGUGGCAAGCAGCCCAGCUUCAGCACCCCACACUCCUAGACAGAACCCCCACCUCUCCAGGUCCCUCCUAAAGCCUAGGGGAAGUGGGAAGGUCAGAGUGAAAAGCAAAGCUGACAAACUGAAAGGAACUCUUAGCCAUGAGGAAGGCUCUCUUCCCAGCCAUCCCCUGAAGUCAGGUCACCCCCACUCCCUGGGGAGCCCCCUCCCACUGCCACCUUCCAUGUCCUUUUUCCUUUUCAGGGGUUGCCACAGCUCCCUUUCUACCUCCCUGUUCAUUCAGUUCAACAGCGUCCCAGUGACCUUUGAGACCCAGAGCGAUGACCCUGACAUCCCCUAGCAGGAAGACUGAACUGCAUCAAUUCUGUUAAUCUUCCCAGCAGGAUAGAUAUUGAGCCGCCCUCCCAGAUGAAUCCACAUCCAUUCCUCAGAGGCUGGUGUCACACAGAGCCACAUUUCUGAGACCCAGGGCUGCCAGGAACCUGCUCCCUACAUUACAGCUUCCUCCCUGUGUUUCUGGAAGUCUCAUCAUUCUUGGGUGAGAGAAGAGUCUACUUCCUUCAGACUGGACUCAAAGCCUGACCCAUGCUAAGAAGGCAGAGUGAGGAAAGAGAGUUCUAUGCUGGCCACUCUGGCCCGGGCAGCUUCAGCAGGCACCCAGGAGCCACACCUCUCUGCUAAGAAUUUGGAGACCACCUGAGAUUUACCCCCAUGAUACUCGUAGAUAAUUCCAAUCCCUGGUGUCAUUGAAUACACACAACAAUCUAUAACCAGCAUUCUCUUCACUUUCCUGGAUGCAUCCUGUUGGUGGGAGACGGGCUACAUACUGUUCCCUUUGAAGAGCACACAGCCCCUGGACACAGCGUGUCCUAAUUCCUGCACCUAAAUCCUUAACCAACAUGGCCCCGCUGCCAGCACAAAUCAAGGUGCCAAGGGUAGUUUUUUUUUGUUUGUACCCAAAGGUCCAGCCAUACCCCAGGUGGUGACUGGCCAUUGGGACAGCUGCCUAUUUAUGAACCUUCUUUCAAGAGCCCCUCCUGCCAGAUCAGGGUCACGGCAACUGAAAACAAUGCUGGACACACUGAGCGGGCAGGGAUGGGGGUCUGGGAGAGACUCAGAAACUGCUGGGUCCUACGCUCCCCAAACUGGGCCACAGUGGGGCCUUUCAUCUCCCACUUGCUUUUGCCUCUUCCCACCCCGCUACCCCAGUGCAGCAAUUACGGCGCAAAUUAGAAUGCUUUGAUCAUCUUUAGAAAUGGCCACACGGAGGAGGGACACUGGCAAGCAAUUAGGGGCAGAGGGGCUGGAAGUUCAAUGGCUUGCUUAGGGGGUGAGAAUGCCCAGGACACCCACCCCUAUCCCUAGCUCUCCUCCCUCCAAGAGUGCCUGCUCCAGCAGAGCAGUGGACUCCCCAGGGUGGCAGAAACAGAUGGGGAUCUCCCCCUCCCAGCCCCUGCCCACCAGUCUCCCUCUGCCUGGCCCCCAGCCCAACGGUCAGUUUUCCUUCCCCAUCUCAGCCCCUUUGAAGCGGCCGCAGUAACAAGGGCUGCUUUCACAGAAGUAGGGAGACUCAGAGUGGGAUGAUGGGACUUCAAAGGUGAGGGUCCAGCCCGCUACCUCAUUCCCUCCCUGAGUCCUGGCUGCCCUCCCACGCACCCCCCGCCCCCGUCCUCUAUAUAGCUCCAGAGCAUCGUUUCCCCGAGGGCUCCCAGGAGGUGAGGGCCAGGUGAGGUGCAGACCACUAAAGAUAGGUAACUUAGUGUAAGACAACGGGAUCAAAUGAUUUAAGGGACACAAAGAAACCCAGGAGAGGGUGGAGUCCAGGAAGAAAGAGAACAGGGUCUCCUGCCUUGGCCCCAGGUCACCAUGCCGCUGGCUAUGUUGUUGUUGCUGCUGCUGCUGCUGCUACUGUCCCCAGACUCCCAGACUGCCAAUGGGCAUCCACUGUACAUGCGCCUGUCCCCCAGCACCCUGCAAGUUUUGUCUGCCCAGGGGACUCAGGCAUUGCAGGCUGCCCAGAGGAGUGUCCAGUGGGCCAUAAAGCACGUGUCCAUGGAGAUCCAGCACAGACGGCAUGAAUGCCAAGGACCUGGACGCCCUAGGCCUCAAGCCUCGGUCUUCCAGGACCCACCACCAGAGCCAGGUCCAUGUGGAGAAAGACGCCAAAGCGUUGCCAACACGACCCGGGCUCACGGCCGCAUAGUCGGUGGCAGCACGGCUCCAUUGGGAGCCUGGCCUUGGCUAGUGAGGCUGCAACUUGGGGGCCUGCCUCUGUGCGGGGGCGUUCUGGUGGCAGCGUCCUGGGUGCUCACGGCUGCACACUGCUUCGCCGGUGCCUCGAAUGAGCUUCUGUGGACUGUGAUGCUAGCCGAGGGACCCCAGGGGGAGCAAGCAGAGGAAGUGCAGGUGAAUCGUAUCUUGCCCCACCCUAAGUUUGACCCGCAGACUUUUCACAAUGACCUAGCGUUGGUACAGCUGUGGACGCCUGUGAACUCAGAGGGGCCUGCGCGCCCCAUUUGCCUACCCGAGGGUUCUCGGGAGCCUCCUGCCGGCACUCCCUGCACCAUCGCAGGCUGGGGGGCUCUCUUCGAAGACGGGCCUGAGUCUGAGGCAGUGAGGGAGGCCCGCGUUCCGCUACUCAGUGCAGACACCUGUCAAAAGGCCCUGGGGCCUGGGCUGAGUCCCAGCACCAUGCUCUGCGCUGGUUACCUGGCAGGGGGCAUCGACUCAUGCCAGGGUGACUCCGGGGGCCCUUUAACCUGUUCUGAGCCCGGCCCGCGCCCCAGAGAGGUCCUCUUUGGAGUCACUUCUUGGGGAGAUGGCUGUGGUGAGCCUGGGAAGCCUGGGGUCUAUACCCGUGUGGCCGUGUUCAAAGACUGGCUGCAGGAGCAGAUGAGCGCGGGCCCCUCCACUCGCGAGCCUAGCUGCAGAGAACUUCUAAAUUGGAACGCUCGGGAAGAGGAGCCGUUCGCCGACGCCCCGGGCCUCUGUGCCUUCUAUGAGCGCCAGUGCCUAGGGUCCGAGAGCUCCUGUGCGCGCCUAGCGCUCCAACAGUGUGUGCAGCGCCGGCGGCGGUGUGAGCUGCGGUCACUGGCGCACACGCUGCUCGGCCUGCUGCGGGGCGCGCAGGAGCUGCUCGGCCCCCGGCCAGGGCUGCGGCGUGGAGCUCCAGCACCUGCUCACUCCGCUCCAUCGCUCCAGGAGCUACCGGGUCACAAUGCCCGCGAACAGCGGUUAUACUCAGGAUCCCGAGUUGCAGGAGCUUGGUUCCAGAAGCCAAAGCAGGAGCGGCGCGCGGAAACGAAGGGCUGCCCUGGACUGGAGCCACUGCAACAGAAGUUGGCGGCUAUUCAGCGAGCACACGCUUGGAUUCUACAGAUCCCAGCUGAGCAUUUGGCCAUGAACUUUCAUGAGGUGCUGGCAGAUCUGGGCUCCAAGACACUGACAGGACUCUUCAGAGCUUGGGUGAGGGCCAGCUUGGGGGACCAGCGUGUGGUCUUCAGUGGCCUGGUGGGCUUGGAACCUUCUACACUGGCUCAGAGUCUCCCCCGGCUCCUAGUGCAGGCCCUGAAGGCCUUCCGCUCAGCUUUCCUGACAGAAGGAGAGCCCCAGGCAUCCUGGAUAGGUACAGAACAAGAACAGAGGCUGGGAAAGGAGCACCAGGGCCAACUCCAGCCUCCUGUUCCCUGAACCAGGCGACCCUGCGAUGGCCACACUGUCCUGAAGGCUAAAGGGGCUGUGUGAGAUGUAACAAAGUCUCACUAUUCCGGUUGAUCUUGUAUGUGUGAAUAGAGUGGGAUCCUGGACCUCACAUGUCUUUUUAAAUGUGUCACCAGACACUCACGGCUGCUUUAAUAAAUGUUAUUUAUACUCUGCCUAAAA